AUGACCGAAAAAGUCGAUAAACUAAUUGCUGACACAAUAGAAUUCAUGGAGGAUGACAAGAAUACCUACAACGUCAACACCGCGACUACAAAUAAGGCUAUUCAGAAUAUCGGUGCCAUAUUCCAAGCGGAAAAGGCGAAUUUUGCAUAUCUUCGCGAGCUGUUUCAGUCUGAUCAUGAAGCAUUCCAGUCUUCUAUCGCUGCGAAAAUCACAAAGCUUCAGGAGGAUCUGGCGACAGAAAACAAGAUCAUGGAUGCUCUCGCCAUCAAGGAGGAAAAGUGUAAGGUGUUGUAA
Lactuca virosa is the source of this 294-nucleotide messenger RNA. The record is from the annotation of a GenBank genome assembly. NCBI's taxonomy places the organism in Eukaryota, Viridiplantae, Streptophyta, Magnoliopsida, Asterales, Asteraceae.